CCGCGGCUGUGCACGGUGCGCGCGACUGCACUGCACGUCAUGCAUCGAUAACACAAUGCCAUGAGUCUCUCAUGGCGCAGGGGCAGCCUCUGCGCGACGCUUACCGUCGUGCUGGGACAGGACUUCCUGGCCACCUUUCGGAAUGGGGCCCGCAGCCCGCCGCGACCGAUGACGCUCGUCCUGCGUGACGACGCGUCGAAAAAUGUGACAUUGGCACCCGGCGACGGCGUCGAACGGCGGGCGCGACGCGGCCUGGUGGUCGACUGGUUCGACAGUGGGGAAUUCACGGCGCGUACGGUGCUCAGCUCGGAUCGCUUCGCGGACCUCGACGACGACGCGGCGCUGGCGCGCCAGUUCGUGUUUCUGGAUACGCUGGCGAUCGCGCCGUGUGCCGAGGCGGCCGCGGAGGCAACGCCGCUGCGACGGAUCCAGGCGGCCGGUCUCAAUAUUGAUGUCAUUGCCGAGGAUCCCGUCGUGGCCGUUGUGAAAUCCUUCGCGUCGCGAGACGAAUGUGCCACAAUGCAGUCAUUGGCGGCGCGUGGUGGUGCAAGGCGGAGAACGCCGAGGGAAGGCGCCCUGAGCCACGACGACCCGUCCACUGGCUUCCGUCGCCGCCUGGGACUGACGUACGACUGGGACCUGGUCGGGAACGAGACGCUCCCGGCCGCGUUGCUGCAACGCGCUGCUACGGUGGCCGAAGCGUUCGACAUACGCGUGCCGGUCGGGCCUUUUCAGGAGCCGCUGAACAUCGUUGAAUACGGUCGAUUCGACUACUACGAGCCGCACUGCGAUGUGUCGUGUGAGCGCUCCGGCCCGAAGCCGGGCGGGCGGGUGGCGACGAUGCUGCUCGUCUGUGAAAUGCCAAAGCUUGGAGGCGCGACGGCGUUCCCGCGCCAUCGCGGUAAAGCUCUUACGCUGCGGCCCGGCGCCGGCGACGCGGUCUUCUUCGCGUAUGACAAAAAUGCGCGGGAGUCGCUCCACGCCGGCUGUCCCGUGCGCGACGGCGUCAAGCGCGUCGUGUCGGUAUUUCUGCGCGACGGCGUCACCGCCUCGUCGCCGGCGUCUCAUUUUGACGUCGACGGCGGGGCGGCGGUUGGGGUGAAUGUGGCGGGCGAGAUUGGUGUGUAAUGUAUAUGCUUAGUGA
Pelagomonas calceolata is the source of this 1144-nucleotide messenger RNA. Lineage: Eukaryota; Pelagophyceae; Pelagomonadales; Pelagomonadaceae. The record is from the annotation of a GenBank genome assembly.